Miscanthus lutarioriparius is the source of this 366-nucleotide messenger RNA. Lineage: Eukaryota; Viridiplantae; Streptophyta; Magnoliopsida; Poales; Poaceae. The record is from the annotation of a GenBank genome assembly.
AUGGCGCCCGCGGAGAUGUCCGCGCCGGCGGAGUACGACGAGGGCGCAGGCAAGGCCGCGGCGACGGAGGCGCACGACCAUGCAGGCCCCGCCAUCGUGCUCUCCUACGUCGCCUCAGGCCUCUCCGCCAUGCUCUCCGUCUGCUGCUACACUGAGUUUGUCGUCGAGAUCCCCGCGGCCGGUGGCUCCUUCGCCUACCUCCGCGUCGAGCUCGGCGACGCCGCGGCGUUCAUCGCCGCCGCCAACCUGAUCCUCGAGAGCGUCAUCGGCACGGCGGCCGUGGCGCGGUCCUGGAUGUCCUACCUCGCGUCGCUCAUCAACAAGCCGGCCAGCACGCUACGGAUCCACGCGCCGGGGCUUGCCUAG